Sinocyclocheilus anshuiensis is the source of this 1639-nucleotide messenger RNA. Its product is annotated as MOB kinase activator 2. The coding region runs from base 393 to 1109 and encodes 238 amino acids. The record is from RefSeq and is a predicted model, not a curated record. The transcript has 5 exons. Lineage: Eukaryota; Metazoa; Chordata; Actinopteri; Cypriniformes; Cyprinidae.
UGAAGUGCACUGAAAGUGAAAGUUCCCCUGGAGGCACAAGAGGGCGGUGCCCUCAGGUGAAAGCAGGCGGGGCAGCUUGGGGAAGUGGGCGUGGCUUUGAGUGUGUGUAAGAGAGUAAAUAUUUUUCACUACUGGUGGAACCUGUCCGUCUGCUUCACCGGAGACAAGGAGACUCAGCCUGAAGUGUAGGACGCACAAAGAACAGAGGAGAGAACACAAACACAUUUACCAGCAAGAAACCAGAAAGAAUGCUGGACGGAGCAACAGUCUGGACGUAGACCAGGAUUGGACAUCAUGUAGAUGAAAACGACAUGCAGUGUGUUUGUUUACGUGACGGGUUCAUCGGUGUGUUUAAGGUCUGAAUGAGGCGUGUGUGUUUCUGAGGGCCUUUAAUGGGUAGAAGCAUCCUGGAUAUGGGGGGAUGUCAGAGUUACAGCAGCUCUGAUGAAGAGGAUGUCAGCACUCUGAAGGCAAACUACACCAAUGUCAGCCUGUUCAAAGUAAAGAGUAACAGUCUACAUAUAGUCCCGUCUGCUGCGGUCAAACCUUACCUGAAAGAUCACUUCCUGUCCAGACGCAUCACUGAUCUCGACCUCCUGACCCUCUCUGCCCUGCCGCACGGCCUCGACCAGCAGGAGUGGAUAGCAACAAACACGGUGUCGUUUUUCCAGCACACAACCCUCUUCUUCAGCGCUCUGUCUGAUAGUUGCUCCAUGACCACGUGUCCGGCAGCCAAGAGCUCAGGAAACAUUUUGUAUGAAUGGACAGACGAUCAGGGGAAGAAACUGAAGUGUUCAGCUCCGAUCUACAUCGACUACGCCUUGUCCUACAUUCAGGAGAUUCUCACAGAUGAGCGUGUGUUUCCCACCAAGGCCGGUUCAGCGUUCCCUUCUGGAUUCAUGUUCCUGAUACAGAAGAUCUUUGUGAUGCUCUUCCGCACGCUGGCUCACCUGUUCAGCGUUCACUACCAGGACGCCAUCGCCGUGGAGUUACACCCGCAGCUCAACACGUUCUUCACACACUUCAUCACCUUCAGCCACACGUUCAGACUGCUGGAGCCUUCAGAGACGGCGCAGAUCGACGAGCUCAUCGCCGUGCUCACACACUGACACACAAACACACGGAAACACAAGGAAUAUACAUGUGAGGUCUUCACAAAAAGGCACAGCAUGAGCCUGUGAAUCAUAAAAUUCACAAAUGGGACACUCUGUAGCUUUGGCACCUAAUGGACACGUGCAAGUGAAGACUGUAAGUCCAAAUAAAGCGCACUAUUUAGGACUGUUACAUGAAGAAUCCCUUUGAUGUUUUGACCCAGUAGAAUUAGAAUGUGUCAAUCAACUUCAGACUGAGCUCUGAUUGGACAGCGCAGACGGGCCCGCCUAUAAGCGGUUUUUCAGUGCCAACCGUGAACGUGGGCAAUUUCUUUUGGCCAGUGGCCACACGGCCUUUCAACAAAAUGCAAUUCUUAGGAAUCUGGGAGCACUGGGAGCUUUCAACUGUACUUUGCAAUUUAUGGCAGCAUUCCCUCUUGGUGUGUUUGUCUGCCACACUGAAUGAAAAAACACUGUUUGGGAGGGGACAAAAUGCUUUUCCAAAAAGAUACACUGUCAUUCAAAAGUUUGUGGUCACUAUUUUUUCC